UGGAUAUUAGAAAUCGUUCGUUGACCAGCGCAAAUUUGAUAAACGAAAUUAAUAGGAAAGAAGAAAAUAAGAAAAUGAGAAACGUAAAAAUAACAUACACGCGUUAAAUUUCAAUCGUAAACGAGUUACAAAGAAAGAAUUCGUUUAUUUCCUCGUUGUAAGAUUUAUAAGAUUAAUUAAUUAUUUAUUUAUUAAACGUAGAGUGAUUUGACCUAUAAUUGAUACAAAAAAAAAAAAAAAAGAAAGAAAGAAAGAAGCAAAGCAAUACAUUGAGUUCGUUGAAAAUAAAAAGAGGAAAAGAGAGAAUUAUUCGAAAUAUGUUCGAUACGGUAUACGAAAAAAUAGAUAUCGGAAUUAAUUUUCCUUCGUGUGGUUUUUACAAACAAGUUGUAUCUAAUAAAAAUGAUUAUCCACCCUAAAAGCAAUAAGCGCGCACGUAUGAACGAAAUCAAGUUGAUGGCACGCGAGUCUAGUGAAUGAAUACGUGUACAUGUGUGUGUGUGUGUGUGUGUGCCUGUAUUACUGACGCAUAUUUGUUCAGUCCUUCUUCAUUCUCUCUCAACAGUUUUCUAAGCCGAAUGCUCGCAAUAUUAACAGACCGAGACAACCGCUAAUCCUCAACCACAUUAUUUUCACCGUUGCAAAUAUGAUAUCUCUUCCUCUCUUUCUCUUUCUCUUUUGUCUUUCUCUCUUUUCCUCAUAUUAAAGAUAUGAAAAAUCUCGAAAGAAAGCUGUUAAAGCGAUCUGUGAAACUGAAUCACUUCUAAUAUCGAUAUAAUAGCGACAGUGAUGAUAGUACUUCAGAUAUACAUAUAUAUGAUGUUUGCACGAGCCAUACUUUUUCUCUGGAAAUUCAAAAAAAAAAAAAAAAAAGAACUGACCUGGAUCUCUAAGAUAAGCAAAAAAGGAGAAAAAGAGAGAGAGAAAGAAAGAAAUGCAAAAACUGCUUACCAAUCCACGGGCUAUGUCGAUUUAAGUAACAGUAGUUAAAAAAAAUAAACUUUUUUUUCUUUUUCUAUGAAUCAAAUCAAAUUAUAUAUAUCGUAUCAGAUUUAUAUUAAUUCAUCAAAAAUUAUCUUUUACUAUUUUCAAAAUGAUCUAAGAAACCAAUCGAUGAUGAUAGGAUCGUACAUUUAUAAAUACAUAAGAUUUAUAUCUGUAUCACUCUAUUUAAUCAACUGGACUUGAUCAAAAUCGAAAGAAAGGAAAUAGAGAAAGAAGAAGAUAAGGGUAUUUGAGUUCACGGUUUUAUGUGUGUCAUAGGACGAAGAAAGGACUCGGAUAAUCGAGAUAAAGAGUUACGUUUAGGUCGAUCGAUAAUGAGCUUAAGGUGGAUUCACGAGAAUUUGGAAGCUCCGACCUGCGACGAGGAGUGCAGUGACAUUGAUGACAGUUGCAGUGACGAUAGUUACGACACCGAUCUGUCACUUUGCAAGAAGGACACUGCAACAAUCGAGGACGAGAAGAAGGGCUUGAACGGCGAUUCUCGUAAACAAAAACGAGAAACGAGGAAACAUCAGAACACUAUAGUUACCUUCGAUGAAAACAGUCAACAAUCACGAUACGAGACAUCCGAGAUUAUGUACACCCUUUCGCCCUACGUAAUAUGGGAUCCACGGCAACCAGCGGAAAACCCAAUUUAUAAUUCUCUCGUCAUAAAACUUUACUGUCGUACUGGUUAUCACCUCGCAAUCACGUCAACUGGCAAAGUUCGAGGCUUACCCGGAACGAACGAGACAGAUGCUCUUCUACACGUAACACCGGUCUCCUUCGGAGUUGUACGAAUACAGGGUGUUGAGACACAACUAUACCUUGCAUUCAAUAAAAAGGGCUACUUAUAUGGAGAGUCCAAUAUGAACAAGGACAACACCGAAUGGGAACAAUGGUCUGUUGGAUCUUACGAUGCGUUUCGAUCACGCAAAUACGUAAAUUUUGGUUGGUGGAUCGGUAUAAAGAAAAACGGACGUGCGAAAUCCGGUCCGAGAACGGUGUGGGGACAAAAGGCUAUACAGUUUUUAGCAAUAAGACAAGAUCAACAAGAUUAAUCGUGCGAGACAUAUCUGUUUUUCGUUUUUCCUUUUUUUCUUUCCAUUAACAUCUACGCUUCGAAUUAGUCAUGCAAAGGAAUUUUAGGUAAUCGAAAAGAAAAGAAAAUAAAAAAAAAAAAAAAAAAAGAAAAAUAAUAAUAAAAAUAAGAAAGAUACGCUUUGCGUAAUCCAAUAGAAUAUAAUGUUUAUUAUAACACUGUGUUACUCAACAAUGGAAUAGUUUGAGAUUGUGCAUUUUGCUUGUGCCCUCGAACUGAAACUUUUUCGCAAGUCGCAGUUGUAAUUCGCGGUACGCUCGAUUAUUAACAUUCAUAAUUGUUAUGCUGCAAACAUGGUGCAACAGGUCAAAGAUAUUCAUGAAAAUACGAUCGAAAUAUUCUACAUACUCUGCUUGCAGCAGAGAGUCUAAACAUCGAUUUCUUAUUUACUCGAUAGUUCCGAUCGUAGUAUGUGUAUGUAUGUACGUACAAUAUGUAAUUACUUGUCGUGUGUAUAAUGUGUGCACAUUAGCACGCUUCUGUGUAUAUGUAUAUUAUAUAAUAAUAUUUUAUAUAAUUGGUUUUA
Vespula pensylvanica (western yellowjacket) is the source of this 2612-nucleotide messenger RNA. Its product is annotated as putative fibroblast growth factor 1. Gene Ontology annotation, molecular function: fibroblast growth factor receptor binding; growth factor activity. Lineage: Eukaryota; Metazoa; Arthropoda; Insecta; Hymenoptera; Vespidae. Gene Ontology annotation, biological process: regulation of cell migration; positive regulation of gene expression; positive regulation of cell population proliferation. The transcript has 4 exons. The record is from RefSeq and is a predicted model, not a curated record. The coding region runs from base 1251 to 2045 and encodes 264 amino acids. Gene Ontology annotation, cellular component: cytoplasm.